GUGAUUGCCCUUGUGAUGGAUUCCUUCACAGAUAUCGAUAUCUUCAGUGACCUUCAGGAUGCCUAUAACAACCGCAAAGUCCCUGUGUACAUCCUUCUGGACCAGGACUUUCUACCUCAUUUCUUGGAAAUGUGCAACAAUUUGGGAGUUUGUCCUGAACAGGAAAGUCUGAUGAGAGUUCGAACACUCACAGGGAACACGUAUUACAUGAGAUCAGGUGCCAAGAUUGUCGGGAAAGCCAAGGAGAAGUUCAUGUUAAUUGAUGGCAUUAGAGUGACAACAGGCUCCUACAGUUUCACAUGGUCUGAUGGGAAACUGAACAGCAGUAACUUGCUGGUGUUGUCAGGUCAAGUGGUUGAAAACUUUGACCUCCAAUUCAGGAUUCUGUAUGCCCAGUCGCUGCCCAUCAGCCCUCAGUGCCCAUCCAGGAACAGUGGCAUGUUUGAUCACCUGGUGAACAGAACAGAGUCCUCCAAAGAAUAUACUGUGGAAGGCAACUUGAGAGCAGAAUUUGCCAGACUGUCUAGCACUCCAAAGAAAUUGUUGGAAGAACUAGAUCAGGCUGAAGAUAUUCCUGGGGGGAAACCUUGUAACCUGGGGCAUUCGUUCCUCUGUGAAGAGGAGUCAUUCAGCAAUCAGCUGGUCAUAGUGGAACGGAAAAUGACACAGACAAAGGAAGAGGGGGGCACAGAAACACCCCUGCUUCACAGAAAGUGGUCACAAGAAGAAUCUUCUCUGCCUGGAAAAGCUGUAUCAAGCUCUAGUCUGCGAUCAGUGUCUUCAUCAUCAUCCCAGUGCUCUAUUGCAAGCUCCACAGGCUCACUGUCUUCUAUCCGGUCCUUUGAAUAUUCUAGCAGUCACAGGGCACAAUAUUUCCAAAAACUGCAUAAAGAGAGGCAAUUCCACUACUCCACUAUCAGGUCAAAGCUUAACCACAUGGUGGAUAUCCUAUCCUGGAGGGGCCGUGUGCCUGGAAGCUACAUGACCCAGUACACUGGCAGAUGCAAUCUAAAGCAGAGGAGGGACAUCAGUGCCAGCCUGCGCAGCCUCCGGGAUGUCUCUCUCAUGUCUCUCCAUAAAUGA
Messenger RNA from Acanthisitta chloris (rifleman), 1083 nucleotides. It is a transcript of the gene SACK1D, whose product is annotated as family with sequence similarity 83, member D. NCBI's taxonomy places the organism in Eukaryota, Metazoa, Chordata, Aves, Passeriformes, Acanthisittidae. The record is from RefSeq and is a predicted model, not a curated record. Gene Ontology annotation, biological process: positive regulation of cell cycle G1/S phase transition; protein localization to mitotic spindle; regulation of ERK1 and ERK2 cascade. The transcript is spliced from 4 exons. Gene Ontology annotation, cellular component: cytosol; mitotic spindle pole. The annotation marks the transcript as partial.